GAUGCUGUAGAUGAAGAAGAAUUAGAGGAACUCGAUGAACGUCCAAUGAACGGAGGAAGGUUUGAACGUGGGUAUAGAGGUGCUAACAAUGGAAGAAGGCCUAGGCAAGAUGACGAUUUGGGAAGCAUCAAGGUGACGAUUCCGCCAUUUCAAGGCCGAAACGACCCGGAGGCUUAUCUUGAAUGGGAGAAGAAGAUAGAAAUGGUCUUCGAAUGUCAUAACUACUCCGAAAACAAAAAGGUAAAGCUUGCUGCAAUUGAAUUCACUGAUUAUGCUAUUAUUUGGUGGGAUCAAUUGUUGAAGGAAAGGAGGAGAAAUUACGAGCAACCUGUUGAAACAUGGGAUGAGAUGAAGGCCAUCAUGAGGAAACGUUUCAUUCCAAACUACUACCAUAGAGAGUUGUUCAACAAGUUACAACGCCUAACUCAAGGAUCGAGGAGCGUCGAUGAGUACCACAAAGAGAUGGAAGUUGCCAUGAUCCGAGCAAGUGUACAAGAAGAUAGGGAAGCUACCAUGGCUAGAUUCUUACAUGGCUUAAAUCGUGAAAUAGCAGAUGUUGUGGAGAUGCAACACUAUGUGGAAUUGACGGAUAUGGUGCACCAAGCUAUCAAAGUCGAACAACAACUGAAGCGGAGGAAUUUGGCUAGGAAGGGAACAGGUGCAAUCACUUCAAAUUCGUGGAAGGCAGCACCUAAACGGGAUGAAUGGCCAUCAACCAAACCUAAAUUCGAACCUUCUAAGGAUGCCAAACCAGCGACAACAUUCAAACAAGGUAACACUGAACCCUCCACUUCUAAGAAUCGAGAUAUGAAAUGUUUCAAGUGCCAUGGCAGGGGACACAUAGCUAGUGAGUGUCCUAACAAAAAGGUUAUGGUGCUAAAUGCCCAAGGGGAGAUCGAAUCGGAGGAUGAAAAGGAAGACGAGGUAGAUGAGCUGCCAUCUUUUGGAGAUACAUACGAAGGGCAAUAUGCUGCAGAGGGUGAGUUAUUAGUGGCAAGGCGAGCUCUUAGUGCACAAGGUAAAGAAGAAGAGAACAAUCAACGAGAAAACUUAUUUCAUACUCGUUGUUUUGUAAAUGGUAAGGUUUGCAGCGUUAUUAUUGAUGGUGGGAGCUGCACUAAUGUUGCAAGUACUGAAUUAGUUGAGAAAUUGGGUUUGCCUACCUUGAGGCAUGCUCGACCAUACCGACUUCAGUGGCUAAACAAUAGUGGAGAAAUCAAGGUGACAAAGCAAGUGUUAGUGGCAUUCUCCAUUGGCAAGUAUGAGGAUGAAGUGUUGUGCGAUGUGGUGCCUAUGCAAGCAUGCCAUGUCCUAUUGGGGAGACCAUGGCAGUACGACCGUCGAGAAUUUGAAGAUGUCUUUCCCGAGGAGGUACCACCAGGCUUACCACCAAUUCGAGGAAUUGAGCACCAAAUUGACUUCGUACCAGGUGCAACAAUUCCAAACCGACCAGCCUAUCGAAGUAGUCCCGAGGAGACAAAGGAACUUCAACGGCAGGUUGAUGAGCUACUCGAGAAAGGACAUGUUACGGAGAGUAUGAGCCCUUGUGCAGUUCCGGUGUUGCUAGUACCUAAGAAGGAUGGGACAUGGAGGUAUGUUGUUAGUGCUAAAGGUAUAGAGGUUGAUGAGGAAAAGGUGAUGGCGAUUCCAGAUUGGCCAACGCCUACAUCGGUAACUCAAGUAAGGAGCUUUCAUGGCUUAGCUGGAUUUUAUAGGCGCUUUGUUCGAGAUUUCAGCAGCAUAGCAGCACCUCUUACAGCAGUUAUCAAAAAGAACGUUCCAUUCAAGUGGGGAGAGGAGCAAGAAAGGGCAUUUCAACUCAUCAAGGAUAAAUUGACGAAUGCACCAUUACUUGUUUUGCCUAACUUCACUAAAAUGUUUGAAAUUGAGUGUGAUAUAUCAGGUAUAGGUAUUGGCGGUGUACUAAUGCAAGAAGGAAGACCAAUUGCAUACUUUAGUGAAAAAUUAAGUGGGGCAGCUUUAAACUAUCCUACAUAUGACAAGGAAUUGUAUGCAUUGGUUCGAACUCUAGAGACGUGGCAGCACUACCUGUGGGCGAAAGAGUUUGUGAUUCAUAGCGAUCAUGAAUCCUUGAAGCAUCUAAAGGGACAAUAUAAAUUGAGCAAGCGUCAUGCCAAGUGGGUGGAAUUCAUCGAAACUUUUCCUUAUGUUAUCAAAUACAAGCAAGGUAAGGAGAACAUAGUUGCUGAUGCAUUGUCACGAAGGUAUUUCUAUUUGCAUGAUGGUUUUUUAUUUCGGGAGAACAAGUUAUGUGUGCCACAUUCAUCUUUGCGUGAAUUACUUGUUCGGGAAUCACAUAGUGGUGGUUUGAUGGGGCACUUUGGGGUGGCUAAGACUUUAGGUGUGUUGCAUGAGCAUUUCUUUUGGCCACGCAUGAAACAUGAUGUAGAGAAAAUUUGUGCAAGAUGCAUUAGUUGCAAGCAAGCCAAAUCUAGGCUUCAACCACAUGGUUUGUACACUCCCCUGCCUAUUCCAAAUGCACCUUGGGUUGAUAUCUCUAUGGAUUUUGUUUUGGGUUUACCUAGGACAAAGAGGGGGAGAGAUUCAGUUUUUGUGGUUGUUGAUAGGUUCUCUAAAAUGGCUCACUUUAUUGCAUGCCAUAAGACUGAUGAUGCAUCACAUGUAGCGAAUUUAUUUUUUUGUGAGAUUGUUAGGUUGCAUGGCAUGCCAAGGACUAUUGUUUCUGAUAGAGAUGCAAGGUUUUUAAGUUACUUUUGGAAGACCUUGUGGGGUAAGUUAGGAACUAAAUUGUUGUUCUCUACUACAUGUCACCCACAAACUGAUGGUCAAACGGAAGUAGUGAAUAGGACUUUGUCUACUUUAUUGCGUGCAAUUAUACAAAAAAACUUGAAAACUUGGGAAGAUUGUUUACCGCAUGUUGAAUUUGCUUAUAAUCGCUGUGUUCAUUCUGCAACUAAGUUUUCACCUUUUGAGAUUGUUUAUGGUUUUAAUCCAUUGACUCCUUUGGAUUUAACCCCUUUACCUUUGGAUGAGCGUGUUAACUUAGAUGGCGAAAAAAAAGCAGAUUUCGUAAAACAACUUCAUGAGAAGGCAAGGCAACAUAUAGAGCGUCGGACUGAGCAAUAUGUCAAGCAAGCUAAUAAGGGACGCAAGAAAGUUGUCUUCGAACCAGGAGAUUGGGUAUGGCUACAUAUGAGAAAGGAUCGGUUUCCUCAACAAAGAAGAUCUAAACUCCUUCCAAGGGGUGAUGGACCAUUUCAAGUGGUGGAACGUAUCAAUGACAAUGCCUACAAACUUGAACUACCUGGUGAGUAUGGUGUUAGUAAUAGCUUUAAUGUUUCUGACUUAUCUCCAUUUGAUGUAGGUGAUGCAGAUUUGAGGACAAAUCUUUCUCAAGAAGGGGAGAAUGAUGCAAAUGGAACCAUAAGAGACGAAGUCCACCAAGAGCCACUAAGCUUGCCAAGCGGACCAAUCACAAGGCUUAGAGCCAAGCGUUUCAAGGAAGCAUUAUAUGGGCUGAUUCAAGAAGAAGUUGAGAUGGCAAAUAAUAGGAGGCCCAACAUGAGUUCAAAUCCAUGUACAAGCCCAUUCACAAUUCAAAUGGACCCAAGUCAGAUUGAAGGGAAGUCAAUCACAAAGAUAUCAGUUGUGGAAGGGUCUAAUUGA
This is a messenger RNA of Erythranthe guttata (spotted monkey flower), 3648 nucleotides long. NCBI's taxonomy places the organism in Eukaryota, Viridiplantae, Streptophyta, Magnoliopsida, Lamiales, Phrymaceae. The record is from RefSeq and is a predicted model, not a curated record.